Messenger RNA from Bipolaris oryzae ATCC 44560, 792 nucleotides. RefSeq lists its product as uncharacterized. Gene Ontology annotation, biological process: endoplasmic reticulum unfolded protein response. The record is from RefSeq and is a predicted model, not a curated record. Gene Ontology annotation, cellular component: endoplasmic reticulum membrane; Hrd1p ubiquitin ligase ERAD-L complex. The transcript has 3 exons. NCBI's taxonomy places the organism in Eukaryota, Fungi, Ascomycota, Dothideomycetes, Pleosporales, Pleosporaceae. Gene Ontology annotation, molecular function: ubiquitin-specific protease binding; misfolded protein binding. The coding region runs from base 1 to 792 and encodes 263 amino acids.
AUGGACGUUUUUUGGACGCUCCCUCCGGUCUCUAGAACCAUUACAGCUGCAGCUGUCGUCGUGUCGGCGCUGGGUUAUGGUGGCAUCCUCAACCUAUACCAUGUCGUCUUCGCGACUCAAUAUGUCUUCACUACCAAGAUGAUCCCGCAGCUCUGGCGACUCUUUUCUGCGUUUCUCCUCACGAAACCGAAAUUCGGCAUCCUGCUUGACCCAUACUUUUUGUACCAAUAUGGCAGCUCCAUUGAGCGCGAGUCCAGCCGCUUUUCGCAGCCCGGCGAUUUCUUUGUGUAUACCAUGUUCGUCGGCAGCGUCAUUGUGGGAACGGCAGGCUGUCUUCUCGGCUCAUAUACCUUCCUUCCUGCGCUGUCUCUCGCAUACGCAUAUACCUUUGGCCAGGACAACCCUACGCGAUCCGUGCAGUUCUUCAUUCUCAACUUUGACGCCAAGUUUCUACCCUUCGCUAUGCUGUUCCUUACAUUCGUCAUCGAUGGUCCUGAGACAGCGGCUUCACAACUGACCGGCCUCCUUGCCGCGCAUCUCUACGAUUUCCUCACAAGGAUCUGGCCUACGUUUGGAGGUGGAACAAACUACAUCCGUACCCCUCAGAUGGUGAGAAGUUGGUUCAGUGCAACAGCUGGCAGUGUUCAGGAUAGGGGAUAUGGUCAUGCUGUCCAGGGCCGCGGAAGAGCGGCUGGUGCGCCUGGAAGCGGUGCACAGCCGACUACGGGCAGGACUACUGGUGCAAACACACCUUGGAGUGGCAUGGGGCCUGGUCGUAGGCUGGGAGGCUAG